AUGUCGUCGUUUCUGGACACUAUCAGUGGUUUGCAUAGGCCAAGCGCUUGUGGGGUGUUGGCUGGGCGUCCUGGCGUGCCCGUGGCGUGCCGAACCCGCAGCAUGAUUGGGUCACCCCCAUUGUGAGUGCGGGAAGACCAGUCCUCCCGCCAAUUGCUUCAAACCUGCUCUGCUCUAUAUAUCAAGCCACAGCAUUCGCCCUGCCAACAUACACGCACAUAAUCCUUAGGCCGGCUGAGCGAUUCGCAACACGCGACCGAACAACUAGGGCGUACAAGCCACUUUAGCGGGGCCUUCGAGGCCAUGCCCUCGCAAAUGGCGCAACAGCUGCUGGCUCCUAUCACUCAGAUUGCCGACCAGCGGCAAAAGACGGAGGCAUACAAGGGCGCGCUCCAGCAGAUCCUGGACUCGGCACAAGUGGAUGCGUGCAAGGAGUUCGUGAGCCACAUGCUGAGCGACGAUGUGCCGCUCGUCAUCAGUCGUCAGCUGCUGCUGCUCUACGCCCAGGGCGUGGCUAAGCUGCCCUCGGCGACGCACGUGGCUGUGGCGACUGCCUCGCUGGAGAAGCUGCAGCCGCGGGUGGUGUCGUUCGAGGACAGCGUGGUGCUGCUGAGGGAGGAGCUGGCGGCGGCACUGGAGCGGGAGGAGGAGUGGAGCAAGGCGGCACAGGUGCUGUCGGGCAUCGACCUGGAGGGCGGCGGGCGGGCAGUGGAGCCGGGCUACCGGCUGAGGCAGAACAUCAAGAUCGCCAUGCUGUACCUGGAGGACGACGACUCUGUGAAUGCGGAGAUGUACAUCAAGAAGGCCGCCGCGCUCAUCAGCGCCUGCAAGGACGAGGGGCUGGAGCUGCAGUACAAGACCUGCUACGCCCGCAUCCUGGACGCCAAGCGGCGCUUCCUGGAGUCCGCCCUGCGCUACUACGAGCUCAGCAGUGCGAGGCCCUCGCCCGCAUCCAGCGUGCAGCUUGACGAGGCCGACCUGUCCACCGCCCUCAACGCCGCCAUCACCUGCACCAUAUUGGCGCCCGCGGGGCCGCAGCGCAGCCGCAUGCUGGCGGCGCUGUACAAGGACGAGCGGUCCAGCCGCCUGGAGGUGUACCCGUUCCUGCAGAAGGUGUACCUGGAGCGAAUCCUGGACAGGCCGGAGGUGGAGGCGUUUGCCAAGGGGCUCAAACCCCACCAGGUGGCCACGCUGCCGGGCGGCGGCACGGUGCUGGACCGCGCAGUGGUGCAGCACAACCUGGCGGCGGCCAGCAGGCUGUACUGCAACAUCGGCACGGACCAGCUGGGCGGGCUGCUUGGUGUGAGUGCGGAGGCGGCGGAGGCCAUUGCCGCGGACAUGGUCGCGGAGGGGCGCAUGGCGGGCAGCAUUGACCAGGUGGACCAGCUGAUCCACUUCGGCGCCAAGGUGGAGGUGGAGGCGCUGCUGCGGUGGGACGAGUCCAUCCGGGCAGCGUGCGGCAAGGUGGUGGACCUGCUGGACUCGGUGGCGGCACUGGGGCUGGCGGGAGCCCGGUGAGGAGAGGUGAUGGAGGUGAUGGAGGCGGAGGGGGAAGGGGAGGGAGGGGGAAGAGGAACGGCGAGGCAGCAGCAGUGCGGUGUGGCUGUGGAGGCAGGGCGGCAGGGAGGCGGCCCGUCAGGAGGAGCGGCCGGUAGAGAGCAGGCGCGGAGCAGGACAGGAGCAGGCGAGGCGGCAGCAGGGCAGGAGCAGGGGAGGCGCAGGGGUGGCGGCACGGGUUGGGGGCGGUUUGGGACUGUUGGGGACGGUUGGGGACGGUUGGGGACGGUUGGCAGCAGGGCGUGUCAGGAGUGGGUGGUCGUUGCACAGUGACGGCAUGCGCGCCGCACACGCAGUGCGUGCGAGGUGGCGGCACCCGUACCCCAGCCUUGUCUCCAUCAUGUAAUGCAGGGAGUGGCGCGUGGGAGGACAACAGAGAGUGCGGGUGUGCCCUCUUGCAUGGGAGGGGAGGAGGCUUGGGUUUGGGUGUGGGGCCGCGGCGUGGCGUGGCGUGCCGGCAGGAAGCUGGGGGGAAGCUCAGCCUCCGUAAUGUCCGCCAUAUCGAGCAACUGUCCUCGUGCCCUCCCUGAGCACCGGUUGAAAAAUGCGUGUCAAGGCAAUCCCUGCCGUGGGUGGCCUGAGGCCUGUGGCUAGGCGGUGUGGUUGGGCGCGGGGCUCAGGGAGGUGUGUGCUGGGGAUCAAGGGAGCGAGAGUGCGCGUGUGUCCAGACGUGGACGGAAGGGGAGGAGGACUGCACUUGCACUUGGGGCCGUGGCCGUCGGGGCUAGGGGAUUGGGGAUUGGGCAAAACAUCAGCCGGGCGGGAGACUACAACGGGAAACUGG
Molecule: messenger RNA, 2341 nt
Organism: Chlamydomonas reinhardtii
Lineage: Eukaryota; Viridiplantae; Chlorophyta; Chlorophyceae; Chlamydomonadales; Chlamydomonadaceae
Exons: 14
Coding region: 304-1518 (404 amino acids)
Cellular component (GO): COP9 signalosome; cytosol
Source: RefSeq, a predicted model, not a curated record